Molecule: messenger RNA, 3262 nt
Organism: Pezoporus occidentalis (night parrot)
Lineage: Eukaryota; Metazoa; Chordata; Aves; Psittaciformes; Psittacidae
Gene: PTBP2
Product: polypyrimidine tract binding protein 2
Exons: 14
Coding region: 3-1784 (593 amino acids)
Biological process (GO): mRNA processing; regulation of RNA splicing
Cellular component (GO): nucleus
Molecular function (GO): mRNA binding
Source: RefSeq, a predicted model, not a curated record
GCAUGCUCGGUAGCGGCGGCGCGGGAGGGGGGGCCGGGGAGUGGAGUGCGGCGCUCGGUAACGCUCGGCGGUUUCCGUGCAGGCCAGGCCGCCAUUUUCUGACCGCGUUCCCCUCUGCGUUGCCCGCGCGGCUGCCAGUUCCACUUGUCCGCGAUCUGUCCUGCUCCGCCAUGGACGGCAUUGUCACCGAUGUUGCUGUUGGUGUUAAGAGAGGAUCUGACGAACUUCUUUCAGGCAGUGUACUCAAUAGCCCGAACUCUAACAUGAGCAGCAUGGUAGUUACUGCAAAUGGUAAUGACACCAAGAAAUUCAAAGGGGAAGAUAAAUUGGAUGGGGCUCCUUCUCGUGUUCUUCAUAUCAGGAAACUGCCUGGGGAAGUGACAGAAACAGAAGUUAUUGCUUUAGGUUUACCUUUUGGUAAGGUGACCAACAUCCUGAUGCUGAAAGGGAAAAAUCAGGCAUUUUUGGAACUUGCCACAGAAGAAGCAGCUGUCACCAUGGUGAAUUAUUACUCUGCUGUGACGCCUCAUCUUCGGAACCAACUUAUCUAUAUCCAGUAUUCCAAUCAUAAAGAACUGAAGACUGAUAACACACUUAACCAGAGGGCCCAAGCUGUUCUUCAGGCGGUGACAGCUGUGCAGGCAACAAAUGCUCCCAUUAGUGGGACCACUGUUAGUGAGAGUGCAGUGACUCCAGCUCAGAGUCCAGUACUCAGAAUAAUCAUUGACAAUAUGUACUAUCCCGUAACCCUGGAUGUUCUCCAUCAGAUAUUCUCUAAAUUUGGUGCUGUGUUGAAGAUAAUCACAUUCACAAAGAAUAACCAGUUUCAAGCUUUACUGCAGUAUGGUGAUCCAGUAAAUGCACAGCAAGCAAAACUAGCCUUAGAUGGUCAAAAUAUCUAUAAUGCUUGCUGUACCCUACGGAUUGAUUUUUCCAAACUGGUGAAUUUGAAUGUCAAGUACAACAACGAUAAAAGCAGGGACUACACUCGUCCUGAUCUGCCAUCUGGUGAUGGGCAGCCAGCGCUGGACCCAGCUAUUGCUGCAGCAUUUGCAAAGGAGACCUCUCUUCUAGGGCUUCCUGUUGCAGCUGUUCCAGGAGCUCUGAGUCCUUUGGCUAUUCCAAAUGCUGCUGCUGCAGCUGCAGCCGCUGCUGCCGGCCGGGUGGGAAUGCCUGGAGUUCCAGCUGGUGGCAAUACAGUUCUCCUGGUUAGCAAUUUAAAUGAAGAGAUGGUUACGCCCCAAAGUCUGUUUACCCUCUUCGGUGUUUAUGGUGAUGUGCAGCGUGUGAAGAUUUUAUACAAUAAGAAAGAUAGUGCUCUUAUACAGAUGGCUGAUGGAAACCAGUCACAGCUGGCCAUGAGCCAUCUUAACGGACAAAAGAUGUAUGGCAAGAUUAUUCGAGUGACCCUUUCCAAACAUCAGACAGUACAACUACCUCGAGAGGGACUUGAUGACCAAGGGCUGACAAAGGAUUUUGGUAAUUCACCUCUGCAUCGCUUCAAGAAGCCUGGUUCAAAAAACUUCCAAAAUAUAUUCCCUCCUUCUGCAACACUUCAUCUGUCCAAUAUUCCACCAUCGGUAGCAGAAGAGGAUCUACGCACAUUGUUUGCUAACACUGGAGGCACUGUGAAAGCGUUUAAAUUCUUUCAAAGAGAUCACAAGAUGGCACUUCUUCAGAUGUCAACAGUAGAAGAAGCUAUUCAAGCUUUGAUUGAUCUUCACAAUUACAAUCUGGGAGAAAAUCACCAUCUGAGAGUUUCUUUCUCUAAGUCAACCAUUUAAAAAGGCAGAUUAGAAAAGGAGGGUAUAUUGCAUUGUUUGGUGUUGUCACCUAUUGACUGUUCAGGAAAGUGGGGACCAGAGUUUGUCUUCUCUUGUUUUUUGGGUUUUUUCUAUUAUUUUCUUCUCAUGCUGUUAUCAUUCCUUGAUUGUUUUAAAAACUUAAACCCUUCAAAGCAGUGAUUCUAACUGCUGGUGUUCAGCUGUUGUUGAUAAACCAUCCUUUUGUUGACAAGAUUUCAAGUUAAUACCACAGGUUUUCAACUUAGUUGACGUACGUGCCUUAAACAAGGAGAACUAGUACUGCUGGAAUUGCAUAACUAGUGAAAAGGCAGAUUUGGUUGUCUGGGGCACAUUGUUACAUGAUGAUUUCAAUAUGUUUUGGCAGGGGUGUGUGAAAAGGUUAAGCUUUUGUUUCUCCUGCUUGAUAGAUUUCUUUUAUCUCUGGCUUGUCACUUAGUUUUCUUUUUAAUCGAAUAAGAUGAGUUACACUGAAAGAGUUAAAGGAUGUUAUUUGAUUUGCUUCUUAUUUGCUUUGUGUUCAUUUGUUUGAAAAAGGCCUUUAGUAUUUCAUCGUUCUGGUCUAGAUUCAGUUCUGAAUGUAGGCAUUAGUUAAAAUUAACAAGGUACAGAAUAUUAAUUUUUUCAAAGGACAAAAAGUGACUUCUGUGACUUUGAGCCCUACAUGAAAAGCAUUGUGGGAUCUUAACCUUUUUGUACACACUCUUGUGGGAUGUAUCAUAUAAAUGUCAGCACUAAGUAAUGUCUUGUUUGUGGCUGAAUAUUUUUCGUAGAUGUUUUUUGAAGUUGACAUGACUUACGUGCAUUUCAGUAUAUAUUGCCAUCUUUAGUUUGUAAUUAAGAUCUGGAAUAUGGUUGUGGAUUUCUGAGCAUGUACAGACCGGUCAAGCUAGUUCAGGAAAUGGUGCAUGUAUUUUUUCAAUGAAGAAGAAAGUUUGCUGCAGAAGCUGGCAGGAAAUUUUGGGGCAGUUUUCUCAAACUGACAAACCAGGUGGGACCAAAGUUUAUGUGCCUUUAGUCUUAAUUUACCUUGCAUUGUAAUAUUGAGUUUUAAUAAAUCUCUUCAAGCUAUUUUGUAUUUAGAAAUUGAUCUGACUUUACUAUAAACAUGGCUCAGAAUCUACAGAUCCAGUUAAUUUGAAAGCAGUUCUCUGUCAGGCUGAACUGUUACCUUGAUUCUGUUUCAAUGACCAAUACUUUUUGAAAUUGAUGUAACUUAGUUUCAAGAUCCAUAGAUUCUGUUAUCUAUGUAGAGACAAAGAAAAAAAUGGUCAUGUAUAUUUUCUAUUAGUUGAGUUUUUACAUCUUUAGAAUUGUAAAAUUCAGUCUAGUUUGAAAGUGGCACAAUUAAAAAUUAAUUUUCUAACAAAGUUGGGAGGUUUGACGGUGGUUUAAUUUCAUUUUGUGUGUACUCUGCUUACCUCUGUAGCAUGCUCAAUAAACACUUCUGUAGCUCUGUA